UCGAGUGAACACUAGAAUUGUAUCGGCGCCGCUUCACAGCAGCAUUAUGCGUGUGAACUGUCUUAUCAAAUUAGUUCAUUUUAGUUAUUAACAAUGGCUGCAUCUGUAAACUAUUCAGUUGUUUACAUAACUACUUCUUCCACGGUGAUUUAGGAAAAUACAGAUAAUCCAAGAAGUACAGCAGGUAUUGUAAUGCUUGAUGUGGACAUUUGCCAUGCAUUACCUAAACUGAAGGUAAGAGUCGGGAACCAUCAGAUUAUAAGAAGGGUGAUUUCUGCAUUAAUUAUCUGCGCAUCUUUGGAUACUCGUCUUUUUUCUUCACUCUCCUACCUCAGUUCAAGAAAAUAGUACUUCAUACUGUUGAUUCCAGUAGAUAGAUUUUCUUAAAUCAAGAAAAAUGCAGGACUUCGGGCUGACUUAAGGGAAAGAAACGGUCCCCCUUUGGAUUCAAAGUGGAUCUGUUAUUUUUUACAUACAAAAUGCAAUGGAGUGCACAGAGAAGAGGAUUUUUUAUGUAACAUUACUUCAGCCGCAUCUUUUAAUUUUUAUUUUGUCUUCUAAUUUUGAUAUGGACUCUCGCGCAGGCGUGCUGGCCAGGAUUCUGCAGCCCUGGCUCAGUACAGUUUUGUUCAAUGUGAAGGAAAGUGUACAACACAGACCCUAAAAAUGCAGGGGCACACUUUUCUCACUGUGGCGAAGGGAUUUAUUUGUGAUCCUUAAAAAUCUCCUGACCUGUACCCAAGAAUGUCAGGGAAAUCAAAGGCAGAGUCGUCAGAGGGAACAGCCUCCAAAGCCAAGGUAAAAGAGCAGAUCAAGACAAUUGUGGAGGAUCUAGAAAUUGUCCUGGGCGACUUGAAGGAUGUAGCAAAAGAACUCAAAGAGAAGAGCCACACAAGCCAGCUAAAACAGGUCCAACUUCUUGUCCCACAGCAAAAGGAGGUAGUUCACCAGAUAGACUCACUUACCUGUGACCUGCAGCUUGAGGAAGAAAUGACAGACAGUUCUAAGACAGAUACGCUUAACAGCAGUUCCAGUAGCACAACCACAACCACUGCCUCCAGCAUUGAAAAGGUCAAGCUGCACUCAGAAGGACAAAUCAUCAAGGCUCUACCAGCCCCACCAGCUAUCCUGACGGUGUUAAAGAAACCAAAUCCCCCUCCUCCACCACCACGCUUGACUCCAGUCAGAUGUGAUGAUUUGAAUAAGACUCUACCUUCAGGGAACCCUCUUAAGACAAAUGGAACUCUUCUUCGGAAUGGAGCCUUAGCUUUACCAGGGAUACAAAAAAAGGUGCCGAAUGGAGAUGUUUGCUGUAUUUCCAAAAACAUCCCAGAGAAAGUGCCCAUACCACCGCUUCUGCUAAGGCCUGAUAAAGACAGAUGCCCACAGGCAACGAGAGAGAGGGUCCGAUUCAGUGAAAAAGUGCAGUAUCAUGGUUACUGCCCAGACUGUGAUGUGCGAUACGAUAUUAAAAACAGGGAUGUUCACUUACACACUGAACCCCUUCACACAAAAUUAAAACCACCUCAUCACUGUCUCCCACCACCACCUCCUCUGCCUCCUUUUGAAAAUGGUGGGAUAGGUAUAAGUAUCAGUCAUAGUUUUCCUCCCGUGAACCCUGGAUCUGUGCCUCAUCCAGUUGCUCCUAAACCACAGAAGACUAUCCUCAGAAAAUCAACCACUACAACAGUUUGAUAUAUACUGUUUGACAGCUUUCUAAUUUAUCAUUAUUAUUUUUUUAAUGUUAUGAGCACUGUCUACUCCAGGAAAAAAAAAAUUGCAAAACAGGAUGUAAAAAAUAAUUAAUCCACCACCAGUCAUUUUCAAGAAAAUAGCAAGAAAACACAGACAUGCUCCUUCUGACUCAAAGGCAAAACAAUAUUUGGAGACACGUCAGUAAAUUUUGUUCAAUUUGAUACUUCAUCAUUACAUUUGCAAGCCACUUUUAAUUUGGCAGCUACUCCCGAUGUUUCCACCAAGCACCAGAAAUCCCUCUUGAAGAAGAAGAGUUUUGGAGUCAUCUGCUGCAAAGUGUCUACGAUCUUAUAGCCACAAACUUACACAUUAAGAAUGCUGAAAAUUCAAGUUCAGUUUCCCCUGAAGUUGUCAAUGACACCUGGGUUAAAUCAAACAUUUUUGCUUCUGAAUAAUUCACAUUUGGAACAAGAAACAACUUGGGGAACUCAACAAAAGCAAUCGAAAUAUGAAGUCCUAAUUUUGGAAUUUAUCAUAAAUUCUUUCUAAGCAUAAAAGGGAAAUAUAAACCUCAUUCUGCAAGACUACUGAAAACCUCCAGGAGGGAAUGAACUGUUUACAGCGCUACUGAAAUAAUUCUUUGGGAUAUCAAGAAAGGAGGAAAUUUACGAAAGACCAUUAGGAAAAAUAUCUCAUGUCAUAUUCUUUUUUAAGCCAUAAAAACAAAGAUUGACAUGCACACUUGUGUUUUCCCUUUCUGGCAUGUAUUGUUGCCAGAUAAUUCUAAAAAAUGAACUAUUUCAGUGUCUUGGCAAUUGCAUCUUAGUGGUCCUCUGAUAUUUGUAUCCUCACUUCCAUUCAGGGAAAUGAAUGUGUGCAGUCAUUUUCACAGAAGCUGAAUCUUGUGGUGGCUCAGUAUCUGAAGAAACUGAUAUUGCACUUUCUUAAACAGCCAGCCAGAUUUUGCUCUUCAGGGGAUGUUUUAUAUCCAAUGCAAAGUCAGCAAAAUAACAAAAAUCUUGAGAUCACACACAGUAAAACAAAAAUAGAAAUUAACAAAUAAAAAUUAAUAAACAGGGAGCUGGUUUGGAGAAAGAAGUAAAUAGAAAUUUAGCACCUGAUAAAUUGUUUAGUGCCAAGUAAAAUGUCGGAAGUGACAGAAAAGGUCCACUUAUUUUGCAAUUGUGCAUUUAGAUCACACCUUUAUCUGUAAUCUGGCGUGAAAAACUUUUAUAAUAGACAACUGAAUUUUGUUGAGCUGUAGCAAACAACAAAAGCACUUUUGAUUCAUUAUUUUUUUAGAAAUGACUUAUUUGUAUGGAUUACCCAUUUCAUGAUUAGUAUGUGACUUCUUAAAACUGUAUUUGUUUAUAUUCAUUUAUAUAUCCUCAUGAUGCAAGCUCUGUGUUUAAUUCUGACUUUCAAAUAUGUGGCAUAAAGCUUUAAACAAAGGAAACACUUUAAGAAUGAUUAAAGUAUAUUUCUAUUUGUACAUCUAUAUAUUUAGAGGUAUUUUAUAAUAGAAUUUUGGAAUACAAAAAAGGAUAUUUUGAUAAUACUAAGAUGGAGAAGAGUGUAAGAAAGAUGGUUACUAAAGGCGUAAACAUCUAUUAUAACCAAGUCAUACCCAAAUUGUAAUAUCAUUAUUGUUAUCACUGAAAUGUUUUCAGUUCAAUCUGCAUCACUCAAUGAAUAAGAAUUUGAGUUUUGAUCACUUUUUUAGAAGCUAAAUUACAGGAUUUGUAAUGUUUUGAUACUCAUUAUACAAAACAUUUAACUAAACUUAAAAAAUAAUUUUGAAUAGGCCUGUGUUACAUGUUGUUGCUGUAAUGUGAAAAGACACAUCUAAAAUAAAAUGACGAUUCCAUAACAAUUCGCAAAACUGAUGAUAAAAUAAAAUACUGUAUUGUA
This is a messenger RNA of Lepisosteus oculatus (spotted gar), 3606 nucleotides long. It is a transcript of the gene prr16, whose product is annotated as proline rich 16. Lineage: Eukaryota; Metazoa; Chordata; Actinopteri; Semionotiformes; Lepisosteidae. Gene Ontology annotation, biological process: positive regulation of cell size; positive regulation of translation. The record is from RefSeq and is a predicted model, not a curated record.